AUGUACAAACAUAUGUUUAUUGUAUUGCUGCUAGUCAGCCUUUCAUUAGAAUUUAAGACUUCAGUUAAAACAUAAAUAACUCCAUUGGAAACUAUUUUAGGAAUUGAUCCUUCUGGAUGGACAUGUGAAAGUCCACCAUAUAAAGAGUAAUUGGGAGCUGAACAUGACAUUGAAUAAUGGAUAGAUAUAGUAAAACAUAAAGAUGGUUUUGAUGGUGAUUUGCAAGUAUUAGCUAUGGUUAAAGCACUUGUUGAUAAAGUAUUGGCUUCUGUUUAACAUAUUUCUGGAAAUACUUUUGUUUAAGUUAAACAUAUACAUCAUUAAUUAUCUAAACAAUUUAAAAAGUUAUCAGAAAUUGAGUCAUUAUCAUCUUGGUAUGAUAUAAAUGAUAUAUUGGGUUAUGUUGAAGUAUUAAAUAAAGCAAAAAGUAAUUUAAUUCAUAAUAAUUUAUUAGCUGAUGAAGAUAAAUUGUAGUUAGCAACUAUGAUUGCAUCCAAAAUAUCAGAGCUUAUUCAAUAAAUCACUGAAAUUUAAUUAUAAUUAAAUUCCAUACCUGUUGAAAUAGAUGAUUUAUAUGAAUUAUCAACUAGAGUCAAUCAAAAAACUUCUGCAUGUAAAGAUGUAUGGGCACCAUUUUUGGAAGCAGAUGCUAAAGCUGAAGAAGAAAUAAAGAAAGCUCAACAAGAAUAAGAAGCUGCAAAAUUAUAAGAAGAAGCAGAAGCAAAGUAAUAAGCUGAAUAAGCAGCAGAAGAAGAAAGAAGAAAACAAGAAGAAGCAAGAGAGUUGGAAGAAUUAAAAAAUAGAGUAGAACUUACACCUGAGGAAGCUGAAGCUUUAGAUAAAGAGGCUGAACAUGAAUUAGAAUUAGCUGAAGAGGCAGAAAUUGAAGCAAAUAAAGUUAUGGAAGAAGCUAAAACUGCUUAAAAUGAAGCAGAAAUAGAAGCUGAAAAAGAAGAAAAAGAAGCAGAAGAGGCUGCAUAAAGAGCAGAAGCUGCUGAAUAAGCUUUAUAAGAGGCCCAAAAAGUUGAAGAAGAAGCUUGUGUAGAUGCAGAAGAGGCUGAAAGAAGAUUGAAGGCUGCUUAAGAAGCUGCAGAGGAGGCUAGGAAAAAAUUAGAAGAAGCAGAAAGAUUAGCAGAAGAAGCUAGAAAAACUAAAGAAUGUCCAGAUGAACCACCUCUUGAUGAACCAGUUCGUGAAGAAUUUUAUGAAGAGGAAUAUGAAUUCAUAUCAGAGGAAGAAGGCUGCAAUGAUGAUGCUUUAGAAGACUUAAUAGAUACUCUUAUAGAUGCAGCAACUGGACCUAGUGCUUAUUAACCUGGAUGUGGAUAUCCUGGAUGUCAAGAAUAACCAAUUAUUAUUGUUGUUGAGGAUGAUGAAGAUGAACCAUAACCAAAACCUGAACAUUAACCAGAACCUGAACCAAAAUAAGAGGAAGAAAUUAUUGUUGAAGAAGAAAUAGAAACUGAACCAACUCCUGAUGAUGAUAAGACAUUUGAAGAAGAAUAAGAAGUUGAAGAGACAGUAGAAGAGAUUGUUGAAGAAAUUGUUGAAGAAAUUGUUGAAGAGAUUGUAGAGGAAAUUCCAGAAGAAGAUGAUGAUGAUUUUGGUAGAUUAGAAUAUCCAGUUGAUCCUCCUUAGGAGAUAUAAUAUCUAAUUUAUAAAUCCGAUGAUAAACAUGUAAACUCUCAUACUCAAGAGUCAUCGAAAUGGGAAGUAGAAGUCAAUCAUGGACCUGAAACUAGAAUUAAAGGAUCAACUGAAUAUAGUUAUGGUUUAUGGACAUAUUUCAGAUAUAAUGGAGAUACUAAAAUUUCAGAGAAGAAAGAAGUUUUGGCAGUUGGAGGUUUAAGUGGAGAUGGAUCAAGUAGACUAGUGACACUAAUUGGAGAAGGAUUUUAUAACUUUUAAGUAUUUGAUGGAGAUUCUGUUACAGAAUAAUAAGUAGAUUAUGGAAAAUAUUUGGAUGCUGAAUGGAUUUAUAUUUACUUUGGAUACAAAGAAGGUAAAGCUAAUGGUUAUGUAUAUUGGGCAAGAACUUAAGUAAUUAAAAGUGUCACAUUUACUAUUACAUAUCAAACUAUUGUAAAUACUAUCAAGUUUUCAUCAGGUUUAUGGACAGGCUACAAAGGUUUCAAUGGAAUUAUUACUAAUAUUAGAGUUGUUUUAAAUAAAGACUCUUUUAUUGAAGAUGAUAUUAUUAUGAAGAAUGCAAUAGAAUCUGAAUAUCCUGUUCCAAGCGAAACAGAUUUAGAAUAUAUAGAAAAUAAAUAUUAUGAUAAAGUUGAAUAUGAAGGAUUAAUCACAGAACCUAAAUUACAUUGGGAUUUAGAUAGAUAUAGAGAAUACUCCUUUUCUACUUGGUUUAGAUAUGUUAGAAGAACAGAUAAAGUUGAUUAAUUGAUAUUUAGAUUAACAUCCAAUGAACCUGAUUCUGGAGAUGUAGCUCAUGGAGAUAAUGUUUUAUCUUUAUGGUAAACUGAUACAAUUGACUAUUAAUUUAAAACAUAUACAGUUGAAAAUUAAGAUAAAUUUAGUAAUAUUGUUGAAAGUGUUAAAAUAAAUUAAGAAUCAUAAUAAUUAUGGACUUAUGUAUAUUUUGGAUAUAACAAUGAAGAUUUAUAAUUCUAUAUUGAAUGGCCAGAUAGUACUGCAACAAAAUAAUUUAAAGGAUGGCAUGUUGUUGCAAAAUAUUGGGCUUUAUAUUUAGGUUAAGACAUUAAAUAUAGUUUCCAUGGUAAAACAGCUUAUUCAACUUUAAGAUUAGGAAAAGGAUCAUGGGGUAUUCCUACAGAAUUUGAAGAUUACAAGACUGGUAAAAGUAAAUUAUGGCCUGGAGUACAAAUGAAAUCAUAUGAUUCUAAAUGGAUGACACAUACUAAGGAAUCUGAAUAUGAUACUUUAUUACAUGAAGAACCUGAAUGGAUUACUGAUGGUGUUUAUGAAUAUGGAUUUGGAAUGUGGACUAAAUUCUUUAUUACAAAUCCCUCUCGUAUUUAUGAAAAACCAGAUCGUAUUUUGAUAGCAAGAUUAGGUUUUAGUGAUAAUGAUUAGGCUGAAUUUGCUGUUUAUAUAGGAAGAGGUGACUAUGAAUUUUGGGCUGGAUCAAUGAGACCUGUUUCUUAUACUAAGAAUUUGGAUGGAUAUUGGAAUUACAUAUAUUUUAGCUAUUCAAAAUUAUAAUAAAUUGCUGUUGGUUAUGUAAACUUUAAUACAUUAUAAUAAAUAUAAAGAACUAAAUUUGAACCAUUUGAUGCUGAUCCUGCUAAUAAUUAUGUCCGUUUUUAUGUUGGAAAUUGGAAGAAUAAUUAAUAUGGAUUUAAUGGUAGAAUGGCAUCAGCUGUAAUUCGUAUGGGAAGAGGAUCAUUUAUUUAUGAAAUAGAUUAAUACUAAUCAUGGAUGGAACCUUAUUCAGUACCAGUUGAUGAAGAAUUAGGAACUAAAGAUUAUGAGAUUUAAGGAGCAGACAAUAAAGAUACUGAAUCUUAUGAAAUAUUCAAUUAUGAAGAUUAAGCAAUUGAAACUCAAUAAUAUUCUGUUUAUGGAUGGUUUAAAUAUUAUGGUGAUUUAUCUAAUACUGAUGCUUAAACAAUUAUUAGAUUAACAAAUAAUGAAGUUGAUCAUUUAAGUGAUUCUUCAAUAUUAGGAGAUAGAACAUUAACUGCUAUUUAAUAAGGAGGUAAUAUGAUAUUUGGUACUUAUGAUAUUGGAUUUAUUGAUAAAGAUUAUGAAGUCAAUAGAUAGACAGAAGUUGAACUUGGAGAAUAUAGAGGAAUAUGGAUGUACAUUUGGGUAGGAUAUUCUAGAUUUGAUUAAUAAACAGGAUGGUUUUUGGGAUUCCCUGAUAUUAGUAAAGGUGGAGUAAUGAAAAAGACUCUUCAUUUUUCACCAAAGUAUUUAGCUGUAUAUUUUGGAAAGGAUGGUAUUAAUAAAAACUUUAUUGGAAAAUCAAGACAUGUUCAUGCUUGUUAUGGUACAACUUAAUGUUGGCAUUUUGUUAAUAAGGUAGAAGUAGAAGAGAAUUUACCAGCAUGGAUUCCAUAUAAAUUAAAUAAUUAAUUUGAAUUCUUUAUUGAAAAAGAUUAAGAUGCUUUAAUUGUAGCUAAGAAUGAGAAUGCAGCUAUUGAUAUAGAGUUUACAGAGACUAAUUUCCCUGGUUCUGAUAUUGAAGCAAUUUUUGAAUAUGGUAUAGGUAUAUGGACAAGAUGGUUAAUGAAUUAUCCAUUUAUUUUAUUAGAAAAAGCUGAUUCACAUUCAAUAUUUAGAUUUACUACUAAUGCAUAAUAUGAAGAUGCUUAAUAAAAUGGUGAUAGAACUGUAUCUGCCUUUGUUGGUAGAGGAGAAUAUAAGUUUAGUACUUAUGAUACUGUCCUUAAUAAAAAUGACAUAAGUAUUGGUAGUAAAUUUGAUAAAGAAUUGGAAGGAUAUUGGAAUUUUAUUUAUUUCUGUUAUAAAAGAAUUCCUACAAAUCCUAAAGCAAUAGGAUAUGUUUUCUUAUCCAAUGUCAAUGUAGUAAAGAGAAUAGAAAUAGAUAAUGCCAAACAUUGGUUACUUAGAAAUUAUGCUAGAUUAGUAGUUGGCAAGAAAGAAUUUGGUCAUUCUGCAUUCUAAGGAAAACUAUUUGAUCCAAGAGUAUUUUUAGGUAGAGGCAGUUAUAUUGAGACUAGUGAAGAUUUAAUAAAUACUUUGAUUCCAAAGUUUAGAGCUUUUCCACCUUAUAAAGAUAAAUAGGAUAAUGAACCAGUUUAAGUAGAGAAAGCUAAGAUUACUGAAAGAGUAUUUAAAUAAUAUGAAGAGAAAUAUAGUGGUGUAUUUGAAUAUAGUGUUUAUGGAUUUGCUAAAGGAAAUAAAUUAAGAAAUGUUACAGAAUGGACUACUCUUGUAAGAGUUACACAAAAUACACCAGAUAUUUAAGGAGACAAUGAAAAUGCUGGAGAUAGAACUCUUUCUAUAUUUGCUGAUAAAGGAAAAUGGAUCUAUAGUACUUAUGAUUAUGGAGAUCUUGAAGUUGUUGAUGAUGAUGAUGGAGCAAGUAAUAAUUUAUUGAGAUUAUAUAGUUAUUCACUAAUUUGAUAUGAAUAAACAAUGGGGAAAAUGGACAUAUUUCUAUUUUGGUUAUUCAUUUAAAUUGAAAUAAGCAUAUGCAUAUAUUAGAUUUAUUGAUUAAACUGAAAAUUCAUAUCUAUUUGAAGAAGUUUACCAUUUUGUUCCUAAUUAUUUGAGUGUUUUCUUUGCAGAAGAUGGCUAUGGCAAAAUGUUUGAUGUAAUUAAUUUUUUAACAAUUCUUUUAGGGUGAAGCCUUUGAUUGGUAUUUAGGAAUUGGAGAUGGAGCAUUUACUACAACACCAGAUCCUAGAUAAUGGCCAGUUGAUCCUGCUCCACUUCCUGAUAAAAUUUUAUCAGCUCUUUUAGCCAAUUAAGGUUUCAAUUCAGGAAGAAUAGUAAAAUCUUCAACAUUCUUAUAAUUGGAAGGUACUAUUAAUUUAGUUGAGAUCAAACAAGAUGAAUGA
Paramecium pentaurelia is the source of this 5507-nucleotide messenger RNA. The record is from the annotation of a GenBank genome assembly. Lineage: Eukaryota; Ciliophora; Oligohymenophorea; Peniculida; Parameciidae.